Molecule: messenger RNA, 8440 nt
Organism: Poecilia reticulata (guppy)
Lineage: Eukaryota; Metazoa; Chordata; Actinopteri; Cyprinodontiformes; Poeciliidae
Source: RefSeq, a predicted model, not a curated record
UGAUUUAGUAAUUCUGACUUUCAUCUGAUUCUAAUUUUUCUUUAAUAACAUAUUUAACACCAAUCAAAGUAAAAACAUUGCACUCCUCCUGCUUAAACGUUCAUUGGUCUUCAGAUAUUUAGCUCUGCAAACGCUGGGUUUUCAUUUGUGUUGAUAACGUGACCUGUUGGAGUAAACAGAAAAAUCGCCUGAUUUCAGACUUGGUUGAUUUCUUGGUGCAUUUCUACUUGAUCUGGACGUUUCUUAAAGGGAACCAGAUUAAUUACAUUGAAUAGAAAUGCAGCAGUCAGGCUUUUACCAAACAACACAAAAGACUUUCUUUUAAGGGAUUAUUAUAUAUAAAAACCAUUUAUGUAAUCAUUAACAGUUCAACCAAAGACUGUACAUCUGACAGGGAUUUACUUUGUAUUGUGUAGUUUGAAACCUAGAGGUUUGAUGCUCUGCAGUGACAGAGGCGGCGACAUUAUCUUCAGUCCAUCUCAUCGUUUCUGUCAUGUUACAACAUUAUGUCGCCACAUAAUGUUGAUUUCUAAAUCGCUUGCAGUUUACCAUGAAAUUAUUUCACCAGAUUUGGUUUUAUAUUGGGGUUUUCUACCUUUUCUUUUUUUUUUUUAAAGUUUGCUCUUACAAACCACACUUGUGGCUCUGAGGUUUAGCUUUACAACUACGUUAGAUAUAUUCACUCUAUUAAUGAAGAUUUCAGCAUUUUUCUACCUGAUUUAAUGAUGUGGUGUUUUUUGUUUUUGUCAUUUUUCCGGCCAAAUUGAGCUUAGUGAAGUCUUUUUAUGUAUACACUAUUUUUUGAUGAGUCAUUUUAUAGAUUUUAACAUGAACAGAAAUGGGGAGCAAAAGACUAAAGAGAGAUAAAUGAACUAAUGAACCAAGUAAACAUUGAGUGAAUUUUUUUUUGUUCCUGUGUGAUUUUGUUUGAUAUAAUAUUAAAACUUUGUGUUUUAAUUACCAGUUUACAAGAAUUUUGUUGUCCUUGUUUUGCACCAAAUGAUUUCUCAUAAAGUUCAGACCUGGAUUGUUUACAUCUUUAACUCCCACAAAGUCUGAUCUGCCAAAUGGGACAGAAACCUUAAAUGAAAUGGAUAUAUCUGGAGUCUUGUUAUAUUAUGCCAUAUAAAUUCAGUAAAACAGAAACGUAUGUAUUUUCCUGUUUUUCUAAGACAUUCCAGUCACAAGUUACUGACCAUCACACGAGAAAAAUACUAAAACUAAGUAGAAAUCAGGAACACAUGCAUUUAUUUGCUCUGUAACCCAGAAGUGAGGGUAUUUUGGAGCUGGACAAGUGAGGAGAAGACUUGCUUUUCUCUGAAGCUGCUGAUAACAAGUCAACCAAACCAACUAGGCUGCUAAACAUUCACCUACUUCUGCUGGGCAAUGUGCUCUUCUAAUACAGCUUCACAUGGCUCUGCUAAGCAUCUUUAACUCAAAUACCGGCCCGACUACUUGACUUUAACUGUCUGUCCUGAGCUCUUGGCUGUUCUCUAUAGUAACUUUUUUACCGUUUUUUUUUAGUUUCUUGUACAGUAGAGAUGCCUUCUUUUGUGUAUUUAACCCCUCUGUUUUUCCAAAUUGCAUGAGGGUACCCAUUGCCCCUGCAUUGCUCCCAGCAAUACUAAUAUUGCUCCCUUCAGAGUAAUCAGGGAGAGCCCUGCUGGGUGUGGAUGACUAAUUGGCCCAGGUUCAUCGCCACCACUACUUCUUCUCAGAUCGUGUCUUUAUAUCCUGCAGAAUGCCUCCAGAGGAGCUGCAAGAUCUCCCAGAGGCAGCAUCAAUGGAGAUGGAAGUGCUUCUCCUCAGAAGGAGGAGUCGCAGUCAUUUGCGCAGAAGCUACAGCUGAAAGUUCCCUCAAUGGAGUCGUUGAUUCGUGGCGGCGCCAGUCGGGCGGAAAAUCUGUUCCGCUCCUCGUCUAAAGAAAACCUAGUUCGGAGCUCCUCCCGCGAAUCGCUGACACCUUUAGGAGAAAAUGAGCCGUCUGGGCCCCCCGCGUUUGACCCGCCCUCCGACAUCGAGAGCGAAGCUGAGGAGCCGCCAGGAACCUCGGAGGCUCUUUCUAAAGAGCAGCUGGUGCAUCGAUUGCUUCAGGUGGAGAGGAGUUUGGGAAAGUACAGAGGGAAAUACUCGGAGCUUGUUACUGCGUAUCGCACUGUGCAGCGGGAAAAAGAGAAAACACAGGCCAUCCUCAGUCAGAGUCAAGAUAAAUCUCUGCGCAGGAUAGGAGAGCUUCGUGAGGAGCUUCAAAUGGACCAGCAGGCCAAGAAACACCUGCAAGAUGAGUUUGAUGCUGCGCUGGAAGAGAAGGACCAGAUGAUCACUGUCCUGCAAACACAGGUUGCCUUGUUGAAAAAGCGAGUAAAGGGAGUUUCUGAUGGUCCGCUGCCCUCUGAGGGUGAAGCCUUUCAGCCUGAAGCGUCUUCAGAUUCUACUGCUGCAGCUCAGAGUCCAUUGAAAGAACAAGGACUGGAACCGGAGAUACCUGAGGUAGAGGGCAACAAUGAUCCAACCAAACUCAUGGAGGCUCUCCAGAAGAGGGUAAAGAGGCAAGAAAACCUGCUGCAGAAGUGCAAAGAAGUGAUGCGCACACACAAGGAGCGGAGCGUGCAGCUGAGCAGCGAGAACGAGGCUCUGCAGGAGCAGCUCCAGGAGAGACUUCAGGAGCUGGAGAAAAUGAAGGAUCUGCACAUGACAGAAAAGACGAAGUUGAUCACUCAGCUGCGGGAUGCCAAGAAUCUCAUUGAGCAACUGGAGCAGGACAAGGGAAUGGUCAUCGCUGAAACCAAGCGGCAGAUGCAUGAGACUCUUGAAAUGAAAGAAGAGGAGGUCGCACAGUUGCGCUCCAGACUCCAGCAGGCUGUCGCCCAGAAGGAAGAAUUACAAGAGCAGAAAGAAAAGGCUGAGAAAUCAGCAUUUGAAGAGCUCGAACGCGCUCUCGGGGUGGCGCAGAGGGCCGAGGAGGCCAGGAAACAGCUGCAGGUCCAGCUGGAGGAGCAAGUAGCAGAAGUGGAGAAAGCGAGCGAGGAGGAGAGGAAGAGUCUUCAGCAGGAGCUCACCAGAGUGAAACAGGAAGUCGUCACCAUCAUGAAGAAAUCGUCAGAAGAAACUGUGGCUAGUUUGGAAAAAGCCCACAGUGAAGCUUUAGCUGCUAAAGAAGAAGAAAUAAAGGAAAGAAUCAGCAAAGCAGUGGAGCAAUGCAAAGAUGAGUUUCAGCAGUCGGCAAAGGAACGAGAGCAGCAGGCGUCUCUGGCUCUGGAGGACGCAGAGUUGCAGAAGACGGCUAUAAGGACAGAAGCCGACAAUAAAGUGAAAGAGAUGCAGCUGGAGCUGGAGGCUGCAAGGACAAGGAUUUUGGAGAUGGAGAGCUCCAUGAACAAGACCUCACAAGACGAAUCCAGUUUAUCUCAAGAUCUUUCCAGUCAGCUGGAGGAGCAGAAGAAUAACCACGAAGAGCAAAUCGCUGCACUAGAAGCAAAACACCAAGAGGAGAUGGAAAAGGACAAGGAGGAAGUCGAGGAGAAACACAGAGUGGAAAUGGAGACUCUGCUGAAAGAAAAAGAGCUGCAGUUCCAGAGUCACGUUGAAGACAUGAACCAGAAAACGUUGGAGAAACUGGAUGGGAAGCAGGCAGAGCUGGAGGCGCUUUCUGCUGAACUUUCUGAGGUUUUAAGCAGCAGGCAGAUUCUGGAGGAGAAACUGGCAGCAGCUGAGGAGACUGCGAAGGUAGCUCAACAAGAAUGUGAGCAAAAGCUGCAGGAUCAGGUAUCAAAGCACAGAGUUGAGCUCGAAAAUAUCAAACUUGAGCAUGAGCAGUCUCUUGGAGGUGUAGAAAAAACAUUGAAGCAGGAGCUUAAUGCACUAAAAAUUGUUCUGAAGGAAAAGGAGAAAGAGGUUGAAGACGCUCUUCUUAAAGAGAAAACCGUACAGGAGAAGGCACAUUCCACUGCACAAAACCUGGAAAUCAAGAUUAGAGAAGUUGAAGAGCUGCAGCAGAGUUUAUUGCAAACUCAGCAAGACAUUAUGAGCUUAAAGGAAUCUAGCACUCAGUUAAGCACCACGUCAGAGGAUUUGGACCAAUGCAGGAAGAGUUUGACAGAUCUGAACAAUCAGCUGGAAGUAGCAAACAACCAAUGUCAGGAAAAAGAGAAGAUGCUCCAAGAAAUGAGGAUCCAGUUGGAAGAAACCAAGCAGGAGCUCUUAGAGAAGGAGAAGGUGUAUGUAGCAGAACAGGGAAAAAAUCAAGAGGAGCAAAAGUGCCUUAAGAAACAGCUGGACGAUGAGAAAGCAGCUCAUGAAAUCCAACUAAAGAAUACUAUAUCCGAGAUGGAAGCAAAGGUGAAAAAACAGGAAACAAAGAUGGAGAAGUUCAAGCAGAAGGCCAAAGAAAUGCAGGAGAGCUUUAAGAAAAAGCUACAACAGAAUGAAGAAAAUAUGAAGAAGGAACUUGCAAAAAAAGAGGCAGAGCUUCAGCAGAAAGAGCAGCAAGUCCAAGAGAAAAUUGUAGAGAUGGCUCAGAAGAGUUCUCAGGGCCUCAGCAGUGCUGUGUCAGAACUGCAGGAAAACCAUAAGAAGGAGCUAGAGAAGCUGCUCACAACCCGAACGGAAGAGAUGGAGGCGCUGGAGCAUCGCUGGCAGGAGAAGCUGGCACAACAGGAGGAAGAACUGACAGAGAAACAAUCAGCCAUCCUCCAGGAGAAAGCUCAGGAACUGGAGGAAACGUCUCAGCAGCUCAGCAGAAGCCGGGACGAGAACCAGCGAGCGUCUCAAGAAUUAAAGGACCUAAAGGAGGACCUGGCGAUUCGGGAAACCACUGUGCAGAAGCUGCAGGAAGAGCUGAAUGAAGCAGCCGUUAAACUUGAAGGUUUGUCUCGGGGAGAAGCGUUGCUGAAGGAGCAAAUGGAGUCGACGGAGAGGAACCUGAACCAGGCUCUAAACGAGAGAAACGCCCUUCAAGACCAGCUAAAGACUGCAGAGGAAGAAAGCAGAGUGAGCAUGAAGACUCUGUCGGAAAAGUUGAACGAAGCGUCGAAGCAGCUUGAAGCAGUGGAAAGCUCCAGAAUGACAGACGCUAAAGAUCUGGAGAGCAAAAUUGAGCAAACGUCCACACAACUACAAGCCAAGGAAGCUGAAUUCCAGCAACAAUUAGAUCUAAUCCUCGACAAAAUGGAGCGCUACUGUAAGGAGGUUCAGUCUAAAGUGGAGUCUUCCUCUGAUGAACUCCAACAACGCGUCGAAUGUCGCGUGAAAGAGCUGAACGGUAGACUGCUGUGUAGUCAGGAGAAGGUGGGGCGCUUACAGAGCAUUUUCCACACCAAGUUGGGGAGAAUUUGCACUUUAGAGGAGAAUCUCCUCCAGCACACAGAGGAGAACAAGAAUCUAUGCAUUUCAUUAGAACAGACGACUGCUCAGGUAGAUGUUCACAUGGAGCAUAUCAAAGCCUUAACACAAGAGAGGGAGAACAGCUCUCUUUCAAUCAGCGAACAGCUUCAGAAAAUACAGGAGCUGAACGAAACCAACAGAAUCAUGUCGGAAGGUUUGAAAGCCAAUGAGCUUCUUGUCGCCGACUUGAAAAAUCAGCUUGUAAGUAGCAUGGAAGACAAGGAGGAAGCCAUAAAUAAGCUGAAGCAGCAGCACGAAGAGGAGAGACGAGAGGCAAUGGAGAGGUUGGAGCAGGAGAGGAAGCAGGCCGAGGCGAAGGUCAACCAGGACGACGACACGAUUAAAUCUCUGCAGAAGAGGCUGGAAGAGCUGGUGAAGGAAAUCUCGGAGAAGAACGAAUCUCUGCAGACGUUGGCGGCGAGCGUCGACAAUCAGUCCAUCAGCAAGUCCGAGAUGGACCAGGUGCUGAGUGAAAAAGAGCAGAAAGUCAGCGACCUCGCCUCGGAGCUCGACGGCUGCAUCGGCCGACUCUCGGAGCUGCAGGAGCGCUUCGAGGGGAAGACGAAAGAGUGCGAGCGUCUUGCCUCGGAGCUGAAGCGGCAGCAGAUCAGCAGCGAGAUCCAAAAGAAAGAGCUGGUGGAGCAGCUGCAGCAGGUCCAGAUGCAGCGCGAUCAGAGCGGUAAUGUGGAACAAGAGCUGGGGGAAAAGCUGAGCUCCCUCCAGGAGGAGAACACGAAGUGUAAACUCGCGCUUGAAAGUCAAAGGGAGGAAUUUGAAAGGAUGAAAGACGAGAUUAACAAGAGCAAAGAGGAGAGUCUCAAAGCGACUGAAGAGAGGUUAUCUGCAGAGAGCACUCGGAAGAUAUCGGAGCUGAAGAAGAAAGCUGAGCAGAAAAUUAGUCAGAUUCGAAAACAGCUGACGGCUCAGCUCGAGGAAAAAGAGGAGACGGUUAAAUCUCUCCAGAGUAGCCUGGAGGAAAACGGGAGCAGCGAAACUUUGUGCAAAAAGCAAAUGGAGACAUUAGAGGAGAAAACAAAAUCGCUCGAAGAAGCUCUUGUGAAGCUUAAAGAGGACCAGAACAAGCUGGAGCAGAUUGUGAGUAAUGAGAGGCUGGAGAAAGAAAGAUGCCUAGAAGAGCAGAGAGUCGCAUAUGAAGACAAGCUGAUGUCUCUCCAGAAGGAGGCGGCGCAACAAGUGGAGCUCCGAGAAACUGAAACAGCGCUGCAAGAACUCCAGGCAAGGCUAAAGGAAGUAGAGGAGCAAAACGAAAACCUCCUCUCAGAAAUAAACCGUCUGAAAGCAGAAAUCAGCGAAAAAGAUGCCCAGCUCACUCAGAGACCAAUGACUCCUCCGAACAAGGUGCAGCAUUCGUCAGAACAACUGGAGGUGAAGGUGGAGCGUAGCAGCGCGCAGCAAACUAUGAGUGUGAUGGAAAACGAGGUGGCAAAUCACUCUCCUAUGCAAGAAGCAGAGGACGUCGAUGAUGACUCUUUGCAAACUCUUAAAGACAAAGUGAGCCAGAUGAAGAGUGAGAAGGAGAAGAUCCACAAGGAUUUCACCAGGCUGCAGAAAGACAUGAGGCAGCUGAGGAAGGAGCACGAACAUGACCUGGAAUAUGUGAAGAAAGAGCUGCUGGAGGAGAACGAGAAAAGGCUAAAGCUGGAGCUGGAAGACGUGGAACUGAAGCACAACUCUGCUAUAAAGCAACUAAUGAGGGAGUUUAACACACAAAUGGCUCUGAAAGAGAGAGAGCUCGACUCCUCUGUGAAAGAAACAAUAGCCAAGGCCCAGGCCGUCGAGGCUGAACUCAUCAGCAGCCAUCGAGAUGAAGCCAGCCAGCUGAAGAAGCUCAUUUCCCAGAAGGAAGACGAUUUGCAAAGAACUGUGCAGAAAUAUGAGCAGGUUAUACAGAAUCGCGAGGAGGAGAUGGGAGACAGAGUGUGGCAGGUUCAGAAACAGCUGGAAGAGUUCCAGUCACGCUGCGAGAGCGCCUCAGAGGCGACCCCUGAAGACCUGAAGGCUCAGCUCGCUGAGAAGACGACUCUUCUGAGCGAGGCUCGGCUGAAGGAGCAGGAGUUUGUUGAGAGAAUUCACUCACUUGAAGACAAGAUCAAAUUUCUCCACCGCAGCCCUGUUGUAACUCAUCUUGGUGGGACGUACAAAGAUCUUGGGAUAAAUACCUCAGAUUCUCUGUCGGAGUCUACAGAGAUGGAGUACCUGAGGAAGGUGCUGUUUGAAUACAUGAUGGGACGGGAAACAAAAACGAUGGCCAAAGUGAUUACCUCCAUGCUCAAGUUUCCUCCAGACCAAGCGCAAAAAGUUUUGGAUAAAGAAGACUCCAAACCAGUUCCAUGGCUACGAUGAGAUUCUAUUUGAUUUGGGAACUUCAUGAUGAACAUCUGCUGCUGAUGGGGAAGACUUUCAUGGAUUAUUUGAAGUCCUUCCCAAUGUAUCAUGUCUUUUUAUGUGUGUGUGUGUGUGCGUGUGUGUGUGUGUGUGUGAAAGGGUUGCGUGUUUGUGAGCACACACUGUAGGACAUCAGUGUGUGUGUGUGUGUGUGUGUGUGUGUGUGCGUGUGCGUGCGUGUGUGUGUGCGUGUGUGUGUGAAAAUCUAUAAAGGUUUGAGGGAAUAGAAACACAAAUCUUCCAUAAUCCACUUCUACUUCAAGAUUAAGUUAAAUUUAUGUUUUAAAUAAUGUUUUUGGGUUAUUUUAGGAUGUGUUUAUAUAAAGAAAGGCUUGUGCAAUAAAUAAUAUCAAACACUAAUGCUGACAGUCACUUGAUUUAUACGUUCCUGUGUAGUUCCUUCGUCUGAUUGGCUUCCUCAGUAAAGAUGUAAACGACCCUUUAACUGUGCACUCGUACCACAUGAAGGCGCUGGCCUUUGGACCCGGUUUGUUCAAUGCAGCAUUUUUUACGCUUUAUAUUUUGACACUGACUGAGACACUUCAAAACUGCACAACAUGUAAAUUGUAAAGAAAUAAAAGACUGUAACAUAGAGCCAUGACUUUGCUUUACAUUUUGAGGCUAACAAAUUAAAUCUUAUCUACAAAUCAGA